This is a messenger RNA of Plutella xylostella (diamondback moth), 2245 nucleotides long. RefSeq names its product Nucleolar complex protein 2 (gene Noc2). Lineage: Eukaryota; Metazoa; Arthropoda; Insecta; Lepidoptera; Plutellidae. The record is from RefSeq and is a predicted model, not a curated record. Gene Ontology annotation, cellular component: nucleoplasm; Noc1p-Noc2p complex; nucleolus. Gene Ontology annotation, biological process: ribosomal large subunit biogenesis; negative regulation of transcription by RNA polymerase II. Gene Ontology annotation, molecular function: transcription corepressor activity; histone binding.
UAACGUCUCUGUCAAAUUACUUCUGUCAAAAUUGUGAGACACGUGCGUUUCUGUUUGUGUAUGGUUUAUUUUUAAAAUAAAUAAAAUUAUCGAGGAUAUUAGGAAAUUUAUCAAUUAAUUAACCAUGGUGAAAGUAACUGAACAAUCAGAUUCCGAAGAGGAAUUAAAUCCUGAAACUCACAAGAAAUCCCUUGAAAAGUUAAAGAAAACAGAUCCAGAUUUCUACAAUUUUCUGGAGGAGAAUGAUGAGAACCUGUUGAAUUUCGGCGAUGACUCCGAAGACGAGGGUUCCGGCGCGGGCAGCGGCGGCGAGGACGAUGUACACGAGCCCGGGCCGCUACAAGGGGACAGUGAUGAGAGCGACUACGAGGAUGAUAGCGCCAAGCCAACACAGGGCAAGGUAACUCUAAAAAUGAUUGCGGAAUGGCAAGCCGAGCUACAGAGUGAAGUCAAAGUAAAGCUGACCACCCUGACCACGGUCAUCAAAGCCUUCAACGCGGCCAUGUUGAGGGUUACCACCGAGGAUGGAGCUGUUGCUGCAGACUUCAAGGUGGAAGGUUCAUCUGUCUUCAAUGCAGUCAUACAGAUGUGUGUUCUUUACUUACCAAAUGCACUAAAGAAGUACCUGGGCAUGGAACAGUCUGGCAAAGAUCCCCAGAAAUGUAAACACUUUAAGAAAAUCAAAGGGCCCUUGAUAGCAUAUCUCUCAGACUUGCUAAAACUUCUGGGAGGAGUCACUUCCACCAACAUACUGACAGUACUGUUGAAACACUUGCACCAAAUGUCAGUGUAUGUGGCUUGCUUUGGGAGGAUAUCCAAGCAAUCUCUGAAGAGGCUCAUCACUCUCUGGAGCAGUGGAGAGGAGACAGUGAGAGUGCUGGCAUUCCUGUGCAUCCUACGGAUUACUAGAAACCAGCAGACAUCCCUACUAGAACUGGUCCUGAAAGCCAUGUACUUGACUUACGUAAAGAACUGCAAGUUUGUCAGUCCGUCCACUUGGCCCGGCAUCAACUUCAUGAGGAGAUCUUUGGUGGAGAUGUUCACUCUGGACCUGAACAUAUCGUACCAGCAUGUGUUCCUGUACAUACGACAGUUGGCUAUUCACUUGAGGAACGCAAUAGUGGUGCAGAAGUUGGAGAAUCGGCAGGCAGUGUACAACUGGCAGUUUGUGAACUCGCUGCACCUGUGGGCGGAGCUGCUGGGGGCCACCGCGGGCCGGCCGCAGCUGCAGCCGCUCGUGUACCCGCUCGUCAUGGUCAUCACCAACACCAUCCGCCUUGUGCCCACGCACCAGUACUACCCGCUCAGGUUCCAUUGUGUGGAGAUACUGAUCAAGCUGUCGAAGGAAGCUAAUACUUUCAUCCCAAUCCUGCCCCAUCUUGUUGAGGUUCUAACAAGUUACGACUUCAACAAAAGGCAUAAGAAGGUGUCUAUGAAACCGCUGGACUUCUCCUGCAUCUUGAGGCUCGCCAAGUCGCAGUUGGCGGAGAACGGCUUCAAAGACUCAGUCAUUGAGAGGGUGUACGCGCUCCUCCUCGAGUAUACCGCCAACGAAUCGAGCAGCAUCGCCUUUCCCGACAUAAUCAUACUUGCAGUUAUACAGAUCAAACAAUUCCUAAAAGUCUGCACAGUUUCCAACUACACAAAGAAAUUACGACAGCUACUUGAAAAAAUCGAAGAGAAUGCCAAAUUCAUAGAGCGCGAGAGAGCCAAGAUCAGCUUCGCCCUGAGCGACACGAAGAUGAUCGCGGCGUGGGAGGCCAGCGUGCGGACCAAGGGAACACCACUGUCGACCUUCUACGACAACUGGAGCAAGAUCAACAAGAUCCAGAAACGAAAGAAGAUCACUAAGAACGACGAAAUGGCCGACGAUCUGCCCAUGAUCAAGAGGACCAAGUUGUCGGAGAAGGCGGAGAAGAAGGUCAGCAGAAACGAACAGGAGCAGCUGGAGCUGUUCCCGUCCGACAGCGAGGAUGAACCCAAGUUUGGGCUCGAGGAUGACGCUGAGGAUGAAGCUCCAAAGCCCAAAAAGGACAAAAAGAAGAAGUUAAAGAAGAAGAAAGCAAAGGCGGCAGUACAAGAUAUCGAAAUUAACGACAAUGUGAAGGAUGAGCCAGACAUGGUGCAAGACUUCAGUGCGGCUGAUUGGUAAAGUUGGACCUUUAUUUAGUAUUUCAGUACUAGCUUAAGUAAUGGAGUUUAUGUAUGUUAUACUAAAUAAAUACAUUAUUGUAAGUAAAAUAUA